AUGGAUGAAUACACAAAUAAUUGUGAUGUUAAUGAAAAGAUCAUACCUUUUUUUAAUUACAUAUCUGAAGUAUCAGAAAAAUGUACAUGUAAUGAAGAAAAGAAUGUUUACUUGUAUGGAACAUAUAAUGGUUGCACUAGCAAAAGUUUUAUAGAAGAGAAUAUCAUUGUUGAUACAUGUAAUAUUUAUGAAAGGCUAUAUUGUGGAAGCCGCUUUUUUGAACUAAUCAUAUUAAAAAGUGAAAAAGUGAAUAUCGAAAAAAUAACAUUUGAUGAUAAAAAAAAAGAUAUCUUUUGUUUAUUUGAAGGAGAGAAAAUAUAUGAAAUUUGUAGCAUAUUACAAGAAAUUGCUGUUUUUCUAAAAAAUGAUAAAAAAAAAAAAGAAAAAAUUAUUUUAUCCUUUAUAGAAUAUAAUAAUAAAGAUGAAGUCAAUACAUAUAAUAUUCAUAUAUUAGAUAUAUAUAUAUAUUUAUAUUUAAGAAAUUAUUUAAAACAAACAUGCAGUAUAGAGGAUGAAAAUUAUAAUAUAUUAUAUUUUUAUAAUGAAAAAGAAAGAAUUCUUAAUAUAGAAAAAUAUAACUAUGAUAUAAAUCACUUUGAUAUAAGAAAUUGGCUCUUCAACAAUAUGUCUUUUUUUCUACCAUCUAAAAGGAUAGAAGACAAAUCUGAUGAUAAAAUUAAUAAUAAUAAAAUUAAUAAUAAUAAUAAUAAUAAUAAUAACAACCUUUUGACUGUCGAUAAAUAUUUAAACGUGCAAAACAAAUCCAAGAAUUUAUCGCAAUCACAUAAUUUAUCCUUAUUCAGAUUAAAUUCAAUGGUAGAUAAUCAAACGAACAAUUUAUCUUCAAAAAUAUCCAUUAAUAAAAAAUUACCAAAUAUAUUAAUUAAUGAAAAUGAUAAUAAAAAUUAUAUUUGUAAUGAAGAAAAUUGUAUAUCAUCCAUUAUUAAUUCUUCAACAAAUAUUGAAAAAGAAAAUGCUAUAUGCUAUUAUUUAAAAUGUUGUACAUAUGAAAAUGUAAACGUAUUUACAUUACACCAGAAACAAAUUUAUGAUAAUAAUUUUAACAUAUAUAAAAAAUUUAUUGGACAUAAUAAUAUUCCACUUAUUCAAUAUAUUAUUGAUAUACCCAAAGAAUUAAUAUUAGACAACUCUCCUUUUAUAUUUACAAAUAAGAAAUUAAAAUAUUUAGACACUAAUAUUCUUAAUGAUCAAUGUUCAGGAAAUAUUACACCAAAUACAUUAUCUUCAUAUAAUUUUUAUUAUGUUAUAAAAAUUCAAGAUGAAAAUAAAGAAAAAGUCAAAACAGAUCAAGUUAUACAAAAUAUUGAUAAUAAUUUAAUAUAUAUUCAUAAAUUAUUAAAAAAAAAUAAUAAUAAUAAUAAUAUCAUAAGUAUUGUUACACAAAAUUUUCAUGUUACUUAUGUUUUCACAGUAUUAAAGUUUAAUUUGCAAAAGAAAAAAAAAUUAUGA
This is a messenger RNA of Plasmodium adleri (nom. inval.), 1470 nucleotides long. RefSeq names its product conserved Plasmodium protein, unknown function. The coding region runs from base 1 to 1470 and encodes 489 amino acids. NCBI's taxonomy places the organism in Eukaryota, Apicomplexa, Aconoidasida, Haemosporida, Plasmodiidae. The record is from RefSeq and is a predicted model, not a curated record. The transcript has a single exon.